AUGACGGACUACGAAUCACUACAUAACCCGGGUACACCACGUUAUGCUCUACUGUCAGAUCGAGUAGCGUCGUUUGAAAAUGCUCCCGAACACUUGCAGAAGCUAUUACCUACCAUUGCAGAAGCGGGAUACUUUUACAAAGGGUACGGGGAUAACACGUGCUGUUUUUAUUGCAACUUUGGACUUCAACAUUGGGGAGCUGUCGACAAUCCUUGGAUACAACAUGCUUAUUGGUAUCCUCACUGUCCUUACCUGAAGUGUAAUAAGGGCAAACAAUGGGUACGCCAAAUGUUCGACGCCGUUAGCCGAAUGCGAGACACGGGGAAGGAUUGGGGAGACUUGUCUGUAGACAGUGUGGAGAAUCCGGCUACGACGACGGAGAAAUGUCAUCUGUGUUUAGAAAGAGACUUGAGAAUAGCUUUUUUACCUUGUGGUCAUUUAUGUACUUGUGCUAUAUGUGCUACGGGACUGAAACAAUGUCCUAUUUGUAGACAUAGUGUUGAGCAAGCUUUGAAACAUGAAUUUACCAUGGUGGUGGCUGGACCCUCUAAAUCGGGUAAAACGGAAUUUGUCAAACAGCUGGUACAAAAUACGCAGUGGAUUGCACCGCCUCCCGAAAAGAUAGUAUAG
This is a messenger RNA of Ostrea edulis (European flat oyster), 630 nucleotides long. RefSeq names its product E3 ubiquitin-protein ligase XIAP-like. Gene Ontology annotation, cellular component: cytoplasm; nucleus. The transcript is spliced from 2 exons. The record is from RefSeq and is a predicted model, not a curated record. Bases 1 to 630 code for a protein of 209 amino acids. Lineage: Eukaryota; Metazoa; Mollusca; Bivalvia; Ostreida; Ostreidae. Gene Ontology annotation, molecular function: cysteine-type endopeptidase inhibitor activity involved in apoptotic process; ubiquitin protein ligase activity. Gene Ontology annotation, biological process: positive regulation of protein ubiquitination; negative regulation of apoptotic process; regulation of cell cycle.